Messenger RNA from Oncorhynchus mykiss (rainbow trout), 1371 nucleotides. The record is from RefSeq and is a predicted model, not a curated record. NCBI's taxonomy places the organism in Eukaryota, Metazoa, Chordata, Actinopteri, Salmoniformes, Salmonidae.
GUUUUAGGUGUCCAGGGUCAGGACUGCAACACAGUGACUUACACCAAGAGGACAAUCUGUGCCUUGAAGGGGUCAUCAGUGGACAUUUCCUGUACUUAUGGCAGUGGUUAUGAUACAGUCACAUCAUCACUCUGGUUUAGUCCUAAACAGAGUGACAGGUGGAGGGAUAAGUCGACACCUGAGGAUCUAACCACAGACCCAGGGUAUGCAGGUUGUGUGGAGUAUGUUGGAGAGAAGGAGAGAGGUCGCUCCACCCUGAGAAUCACAGAUCUGAGAGAGGAGGACUCUGCUGAGUACAAGUUCAUAUUCAACACACAGACAUCAAGAUGGGGAUACAGUUUCCCUGGAACAACUCUGACUGUCACAGACCUGCAGGUGAAGGUGACUCCUGCCAGAAAGGCAGGGAAGAGGACACUGAUGUGUAUCACCACCUGUACUCUGACUGACAACCCCACCUACAUCUGGUACCAGAACGGACACAAAGUAAAAGAGGCCACCUCCAGCCUGUACUCAGACUACAUUAGUGAUGCAGACAGUUACUCCUGUGCUGUAAAAGGCCAUGAGGAUCUCCACUCUCCUGCAGUGUAUGGACCAAGGAACACCUCAGUGUCAGUCAGUCCCUCUGGUGAAAUAGUGGAGGGCAGUUCAGUGACUCUGACCUGCAGCAGUGAUGCCAACCCACCUGUGGACAAAUACACCUGGUACAAGAAGAACGUAACCUCACCAAAAGCAUCAGGACAGAGUUACAGCAUUACUUCUAUCAGCUCUGAGGACAGAGGAGAUUACUACUGUGAGGCUAUGAACAUUAGAGGGACAGAGACUUCCAUCCCUGUCCAUAUUAAUGUCAUGUUAAAUCCUGCAGCAGUGUUUCCCUGGGUUCAUGUGGUCUGGGUGGGGGCUGUCCUGACUGCUGGAGCUCUGCUCCUCACCAUCUACUGCACUCUGAAGAGGAGAUCCACAGGCGGAAGUGAUGCCACAACAGACACACAGAGUGUCCAUCAUGACCCUAACAGUGACACGUACACAGGUCUGAACAUGAGGACCAUGUCACCUGACUACGACACUCUGGCAAGUGUCCAUCCUGACCCUAACAGUGACAUGUGCACAGCUAUGAAGAAGAAGACCAGAUCACCAGAGUGACACCCUGGAGUAGAAUGUGAGGGACUCCCCCAGUGACACAGCCCCUCAGAUAGAUGCUGAGCCCUCCGAUUAUGAGAACUGGAGCGAACCACCACAGAACCUGGACAGUGACACAGACCCUCAGAUAGAUGUUGAGCCCUCCGAUUAUGAGAACUGGAGCAAACCACCACAGAACCUGGACAGUGACACAGACCCUCAGAUAGAUGUUGAGACCUCCGAUUAUCAGAACUG